Malassezia pachydermatis is the source of this 1533-nucleotide messenger RNA. RefSeq names its product dwnn-domain-containing protein. NCBI's taxonomy places the organism in Eukaryota, Fungi, Basidiomycota, Malasseziomycetes, Malasseziales, Malasseziaceae. The record is from RefSeq and is a predicted model, not a curated record. Gene Ontology annotation, cellular component: nucleus. Gene Ontology annotation, molecular function: ubiquitin protein ligase activity; nucleic acid binding; zinc ion binding. Gene Ontology annotation, biological process: ubiquitin-dependent protein catabolic process; mRNA processing; protein ubiquitination. The transcript is spliced from 4 exons. Bases 1 to 1533 code for a protein of 510 amino acids.
AUGGCGACAUCAGCGGUCUAUUACAAGUUCCGCUCGCAGCGUGAGCCGCAAAAACUCACAUUCGAUGGAACAGGUAUUAGCGUAUGGGAGCUGAAACGCGAGAUUAUUUUGCAAAACAAGUUGGGCAAAGGCACAGAUUUUGAUUUGGCUGUAUACGAUGCGGAUACCGAUGAAGAAUACAAGGACGACAAUUAUACCAUCCCACGCUCGUCGCAUGUGACGGUGCGUCGUUUGCCUCCUUCAAAGCCUGGUCGAGGAACAGCGCAGCUGUACGUGGCUGAUCUUCAGGCGCCAGCCGGUGGUACGAGCGUUCCUGAGACUCCUGCUGCACCAACGCCGGCUCAUUCGAUGUACCGAGGCCCCAUGUCGAAGCGCUUUGACGGCAAAGAUGGGCCCCACCCUGGCACACCUACCUCUUCUGCUGCGUCUGUCAAGCCGUCGGCUGCGCUGGACAGUCAUCAGGACGAAGCGUCUCGGAUUGCUGCCAUGUUUCAAGCAACGACUGAGCAAUGGGAGGAGACGCAGGAACGCAUGUCACACGCCACCUAUCGCGAGCGAACAGGCAUGCCACGACGUGGUCCGCCGCCAGGGCGGGGUGGAGCACCACCACCCCCGAUUGAUCGCCCACCCCCACCGCCUGGCUUCAUUUGCUACCGAUGUGGUCAAAAAGGCCACUGGAUUCAAGAUUGUCCCACGAACAACAAUCCCGAGUACGACAAUCGGCGAUUCAAACGCACGACCGGUAUUCCUAAGAGCAUGCUGAAGACGGUGGAGCAAUCGACAGCGGAGAACAUGACGGGUGUCAUGGUGACACCGGAUGGCUCGUAUGUGAUUGCUACGCCGGAUUCGGGGUCCUGGCAGCGUAGUCGUGCGCGUUCACGGCCACUUUCCAAGACGGACGUGUACAAAACUGUGCCCUCUGAUCCAAGUCUCGCCUGUCCUCUCUGCUCCAAGUUGCUUCGUGAGGCUGUCAAGACGUCUUGCUGUCAUACCACAUUCUGCGAAGAAUGCAUUCAAACGCAUCUUUUUGAGCAUGACUUUGUAUGCCCUGAAUGUGAGAAGCGCAUUCCUGAUUUAGAAAUGCUAAAGAUUGACGAUGUGAAGCGCAAGCAAGUACGUGAGUAUGUCGAUAAGACCAUUGCACAAAGUGAAGAGGCGUUCGAGCAAGGAACCGGUGUGGACGAAGAGGCCGCUCAUCAAGCUGCUGUCUCCGAGUUUGCCGCCACGGGCGCGAGCGCAAGUACGACUGCCGCUCCUGCCCCACCUGUGCCUGAACCUGUGCCGAAGAGCGAGCCUUCUACGACGGCUGCUGCGGCCCCAGCGACGUCUUUGAACGAUCCCACGACGACGACGACGACGACGACGACGGCGCCGCCGCCGCCGCCGGCUGAUGGACCGACGUUCAACCCACAAAUGGUCCAACAACUGGUGGCGAUGCUGCAGAACCCACAGCUGCCCAUGCCGAUGCGCAUGCAACUGCAAAUGCAACUGCAGUUCCAGCAAAUGCUCUUUUUCCAGACCGGCCUCGGCUGA